GACAAAUCCAAAAAUAUUUGAAUACAGAAAGUGUUACAAGGCUGGCUAUUCCACUUGUCCACCGAUCCACCGAACCACCCACCCGAUUAUAGCAGCACCUCCAAGAAAGCAAAAAGCUACUUUCUCAAAAGUGCGAUUGCCAAAAAAAAAAAAAUCAUCAAAUGUGACCGCAAUCCGCUUGGCCAUUACAAAUCGUCAAAACAGAACGACAGCCAGAACCGAGACCGAGACGGAGACGGAGACCGAGACCCACGCAAAUCGUUCAAAAAUAACUCAAUUUCAUUUUACUUGGGUCGAAAAGUGCUUCGGAAGGCGCAUCUGUUUUGCCCCACCAAUAUAUACACGGGAUUUAGAUGGAAAACUCGUAGAUACACACCUACACACAUAUACUGUAUGGAAAGCUUACAAAUCCAUAGAUAAAUGUGUGCUUCAGAUGGAAAAUCUUACAGAAAGAUGACAUAUUUUUACGGUGGCGGCAAAGUCAACAAUUAGCAACAAUACCCAUUCCCAUAAAUCACAAAGGAGCCUGCCAGUCAUUUGUUGCUAUUUCUAUUGCUAUUGUUGUAAUUGCUAUGAUUGUAAUUGCUAUGAUUGCCAGUGCUGUUUCUCGUGUUCUAUAUUUGGUUUAUUUACAUACGUGAGCUGUUUGCAUAUGUCGCAGUCGCAAUCGUCCGUCUGUCUGUCUGUCGGUGGAGCAACACAGCUGAUAAACCCAGCAAAUAAACGAAGAUGAGAAAUCGUAUAUUAUGUGGAAAGCCAUGCAAAUAUUUAGAAAAUAUAAAUGGGGGAAAUGUACUCGGCUUAUAGAACAGCCUCCACCUUUCCCUUCUCCUUGAGGAUUCAACGAAUUGGGGAACCGUUACCCUCUGGGAUACUUUAAAGUAAUUUCCAUCCAUCAAAAGACAGAGUUCCUUUCCAUUCCUUUUGCGAUCAUCAAAGAACUUCAUUGAAAUGAAAGUUGCACAUCUUCUUGCUCUCUCUCGGGCCCGCAUCUGCUGGCUCCCUCCCACCCGCAAGUUCUUAUCAGCAGAGGAGAGCCCACGACAGAAGGAACGGUCAAACGGACAAGCGAAGCGAAGCAAAGCAAAGCAAAGAAGAGAAUUAUGCGCAAGUGCAGCCCGGACAGGCCGCUAAGGUUUAGAGCGAGAGGCCAAGCCGGAGCCGAACCAAAGCACAGCAUCACGAGCCGCAGAGAGAACCAAAAGAGAGAGCUAAGCACAGAGAGGGAGAGAGAGAGGCGUUAAGCAGACGCGCGACGCGCGACGCUCGCUGCUUUCGUAAAGUUUCGGGCAGCGGAGCCGUUGGGGCCAUCGCAGAGCCGCCACAGCGUCACCGCAUAGUUCAUGACGGGGAUCCAAAGAGAACGAACGACCGCGAAGGCGCAACGGAAUACAAAAACGCGUCCACUUGCGAAAAUACAACAGAAAAACGCCGCACUAAAAAUUGCAAAAUUUAUGAAUGCUAGCAGAGCUCUCGGGUCUGCGUGGAGCGAAGGGGAUACGAUACUCAUCGUAUCGGAUGUCAGCAGGCGAUAAAGAAACACGAAAGCCCCAAAAAUAAAUACCCGUGAUAAUGCAAAUCGAAUGGCAAAGUGCAGCGGGCAGCACUUGACGAAAGUGUGAUGUGAUGUCAUAAAAUAUAACUUUUGCCGCUUAUCGAAUCAAAAACCAAAAAAAAAAAGAAAAACUGCACCACAAAAGAGCGAUAUCAAAAGCACGAAACAAGCGAAAAAGUGAACCAAUAAACAGUCGAAAGCGAUACUAAUUUGUGAUAACAAAAUCCGACGGAUACGAUGGCUACGAUGGACGUGACUACAUUCUCCGACUACAUGGUCUACCUGGAGACGGCCUGGGAGUGGGCGGGAUGCCUGCCCUACCUGCUGGUCGCCUACGUAUUCCUCACGCUGCUGCCCAAGUCCCUGCAGCGGAUGAAGCGCUUCGCGGACGCGGACUACGAGGCGAAUCGCCACAAGUACCAUCGCUGCUACGGGCCCGAGCUGUGCUGCCACGUGCAGGCCCAGGAGGCGGCGGCCUCCAAGCAGAAGCAGAAGGCGCGGAAGCCCGUCACACGCGUCUACCACAAGCGGCAGACGUCCACCACAGCAGCGAAGGAGCCGCAGCCCCCCGUGCCGGCGCCAGUGAAGCGGAGCAAUGUCACCAAAAUCGCGCGCAUGUUCGAGACGGGUGCCACGCGGCAGGUGAGCAGGGUCUCGCCUAUCCUGCCCGAGAUCCGGAUGUUUGGGGCCAGCGAUGAUUCGCACGACUCCACGCCCUGCGCCUCCCGCAAGACGAGCAUCGCCACACAGCUCUCGGCGCAGCUGCAGCACAUCGAGCAGGCGAUGCAGCUCUGGCAGGAACUGGAGGAGGAGCCCUCCAAGAAGUCGUCCCCCUCCCACAGCGACUGGGAGCCGAUGACCGUGCCCGUGGUUCGACGCACCCGUGGCACCUCGGCCACGCCCUCGACUGCCUCUCCGCUGGGCAGUUCCCCGGAGCCCGCGUCCCCGGUGCUGCUGCGGCAGCCGCCGUCGCUGUGCCUCCAGUCCAGCAUGGAGGACAUCUUCCAGGUGAUUGCCAGGAGUGCAGAGGAGCCGCACUCCUUCUAUGCGGACUGCAACAGCCUGUCGCCCGUCACCAGCAUCGACGACAUCCUCUCGGAGCGCAGAUUCUCGCGGCCAUUGUCCGCCUACUCCAUCACGGAUCUGCUGAACGAGGAGCAGGCCUCCUGCGUGGAGGAGGCCACCUAUGUGAACGACACCAGAUGAGGGAGGAGGGGAGCUUCCAGUAUCCAAGAUUGUUGGAUGAAUGAUCAGUUUUUAGUGCCAUCUCCUCGCCCCAUGGCCCAUGAGUCAGAAUCGGAUUCGGAUUCGCAAUCGGGUCACCCGGAAGACUUUUACCCCGUCCUAAUCGUACCCUCGAUCGCACCACAUCGCCCCUCAUCGCCUUUGUCCCGCCACAGCGCUGUGACUCACGAAUGCGGGAGGGGGGGGGCCUUGCCACGCCUUCCUAUAGUAGUUUCCUAUAGAUUAUAUAGCCCCCCCCUUGGCCGUUCCUCCUUCCAUAUGCAUUUUAUUUGUUUAAUCGAUGAAAACUUAAGCAAAUCAAAGUAAACAGUCGAUUCCUUGUACUUAUUUAACCGUCUCAUUUUGUCUCUGGGGUAAACCGUAGCAUAGCAUAGCGAUGCAUCUCAUAUAUAUAUGUAUGUAUAACUAAAUCGAUCCUAUCGCAGAUAAAAUAUUGUAUGAAUAUGAAUAUGAAAUGAAUUUGUAGUAUUAUUUAUAUGAUUAAACAAACGUGUAUCUUAAACAAAAGACUCUGUAUCAAAUGCAAGAAAAAUACACAACGAAGCAAUAAUUAUACGUAAA
Drosophila miranda is the source of this 3361-nucleotide messenger RNA. RefSeq lists its product as uncharacterized. The record is from RefSeq and is a predicted model, not a curated record. Bases 1793 to 2761 code for a protein of 322 amino acids. The transcript has 2 exons. Lineage: Eukaryota; Metazoa; Arthropoda; Insecta; Diptera; Drosophilidae.